AUGUACUCCAAGAAAACCGGGAACUUGAAGAAGACAAUAGAGCAACUGCAAGAAGAAAAUGCCCAACUCAAGGAAGAAAAGGAACUUCAGAAGGGAACAGGGAACUUAGGAAGGAAAAUAAGUGAAAUGCAGAAGGAACUAGACUGGAGAAGAGCUCGGAACAAUUCAGAUGAUAUCACACUGGAUGCAGACACGGCCCAUCCCAACCUCUCCAUUGCUGGGGAUAAGAAGAGUUUGACACAUGAAGUACAACCUAAAAAAUCUCCACCAAAUCCAGAGAGGUUCGAUGCAACUGUCUGUGUGUUGGGCUCUCAAGGAUUCUCCAAAGGAAAGCACUACUGGGAGGUAGAUGUUGAGAAAAGCACUGACUGGGACCUGGGGGUGGCCAGCAAAACCAUAGUUAGAAAAGGAAAACUGUCCCUGUCCCCUAAAGAGGGAUUCUGGGUUCUGGGUCAGAGUGGGAGAGAUUACUGGGCAAAAACAGACCCAUGGACCCGGGUCAAUGUGCAGAAAAAGCCCAAGAAAAUUGGAGUUUACUUUAGUUACGAAGAGAAGCAGGUGACCUUUUUCAAUGUCACUGACAUGUCUGUAUUGUUCACAUUUAAUGAUUGUUCAUUCUCAGGAGAGGUUUGUCCAUUCUUUAAAAAUUCACUCAAAGAAACAACAAUGAAAAUUUGUUCAGUUAAAGAGGAAUAAAUAUAACAUGACAGUGAUGCUGAUUUUAUAUUAAUGUAACUGAAAUCAAGGUAAAAAAGGUA
Messenger RNA from Pelodiscus sinensis (Chinese soft-shelled turtle), 758 nucleotides. The record is from RefSeq and is a predicted model, not a curated record. Lineage: Eukaryota; Metazoa; Chordata; Testudines; Trionychidae.